Messenger RNA from Gossypium arboreum, 2047 nucleotides. Its product is annotated as T-complex protein 1 subunit delta-like. NCBI's taxonomy places the organism in Eukaryota, Viridiplantae, Streptophyta, Magnoliopsida, Malvales, Malvaceae. The transcript has a single exon. Bases 193 to 1794 code for a protein of 533 amino acids. Gene Ontology annotation, cellular component: chaperonin-containing T-complex. Gene Ontology annotation, biological process: protein folding. Gene Ontology annotation, molecular function: ATP binding; ATP hydrolysis activity; ATP-dependent protein folding chaperone. The record is from RefSeq and is a predicted model, not a curated record.
AUGAAAAUCUUGGGCAAGGCUUUGAUUUGAAUCAUCAGUACAAAAAAGGCCCUUCACUUCAGUUCACUUCCCCUCCCAGUUUUUAACAUUUCCAGAACCCUCUCUCUUUCUGUCUUUUUCCCUCGCAUAUUUUCUAGGGUUUUCCACCUCCGAUCCACUCUAUCAUUUCCCAAUACUCCGUUUCCCCUUGAAAUGGCGGCCGUGACUGCAGCUCAGCCGCGCUCUUCCAAGACCGAGUCCUACGUGGACAACAAGCGCAAAGAAGACAUCCGCCAAGCCAACAUCAAGGCUGCCCGAGCUGUGGCUGACGCCGUCCGAACCAGCUUAGGACCCAAAGGUAUGGACAAAAUGAUCUCAACCGCCAACGGCGAAGUCAUCAUAACCAACGACGGCGCCACCAUUUUAAACAAGAUGGAAGUUCUGCAACCCGCCGCUAAAAUGCUCGUCGAUCUCUCCAAAUCUCAGGACUCUGCCGCCGGUGACGGCACCACUACUGUUGUCGUCAUUGCUGGUGCCCUCCUUAAGCAAUGCCUCACCCUUCUCUCCAACGGUAUCCACCCCACUGUUAUAUCCGAUUCUCUCCACAAGGCUUCGAUUAAAGCUGUCGAUGUCCUCACCGCCAUGGCCGUCCCUCUCGAGCUCUCCGAUCGCGAAUCGUUGAUCAAAUCCGCCAGUACUUCGUUGAACAGCAAGGUUGUUAGCCAAUACUCAACACUUCUUGCCCCGCUUGCCGUUGAUUCCGUUCUCUCCGUCGUUGAUCCAGCAAAGCCGGAUAUGGUUGAUUUAAGAGACAUCAAGAUUGUGAAAAAGCUAGGGGGGACCGUGGACGAUACGCAGUUGGUUAAAGGGCUGGUUUUCGAUAAGAAAGCGAGCCAUGCUGCUGGAGGACCGACCAGAAUGGAGAAUGCAAAAAUUGCGGUAAUUCAGUUUCAGAUUUCCCCUCCUAAAACUGAUAUUGAACAGAGUAUUGUAGUUUCUGAUUAUACUCAAAUGGAUAGGAUAUUGAAAGAGGAAAGGAAUUAUAUUUUGGGUAUGAUUAAGAAGAUUAAAGCCACUGGUUGUAAUGUUUUGUUGAUCCAAAAGAGUAUUCUGAGAGAUGCAGUCACGGAUUUGUCAUUGCAUUAUUUGGCCAAGGCUAAGAUUAUGGUUGUUAAGGAUGUUGAGAGGGAAGAUAUUGAGUUUAUUACCAAGACUUUGAAUUGUUUGCCUAUUGCUAAUAUUGAGCACUUUCGAGUGGAGAAGUUGGGGCACGCAGAUCUUGUUGAGGAGGUUUCGCUCGGGGAUGGAAAGAUUGUUAAGGUUACUGGGAUCAAGGAUAUGGGAAGAACAACUACUGUUUUAGUUAGGGGUUCGAAUCAGUUGGUCCUCGACGAAGCUGAGAGGAGUUUACACGAUGCCUUAUGUGUGGUCAGGUGUUUAGUGAGUAAAAGGUUUUUGAUUGCAGGUGGUGGUGCUCCGGAGAUUGAAUUGUCGAGGCAGCUUGGUGCUUGGUCUAAGGUGUUGCAUGGGAUGGAGGGGUAUUGUGUUAGGUCGUUUGCUGAGGCACUUGAAGUUAUUCCUUAUACGUUGGCUGAGAAUGCUGGGUUGAACCCUAUUGCUAUUGUGACUGAGCUGAGGAAUCGGCAUGCUCAAGGGGAGAUCAAUGCUGGGAUCAAUGUGAGGAAGGGACAAAUCACUAAUAUCUUGGAGGAGAAUGUUGUGCAACCACUGCUUGUAAGCACAAGUGCAAUUACAUUGGCAACGGAGUGUGUGAGGAUGAUUUUGAAGAUUGAUGAUGUUGUUAAUGUGAGGUAGUUUUCUGCAUUGGAUGAUGAAAUGUGGUCUUGUUAUCCAAUUUAGUGCUUUUGUUUCAAAUUUCUGAAUUGGCUAUCUACUUCCAAAUAUUUGCUUGCUUUGAAGAUUGAUGAAGUUGCUAAAUGUCAGGUAGUUUUCUGCAUUAGACGAUGAAAUGUGUUAUUGUUAUCUGAUUUAGUGCUUUUGUUUCCUUAUAGUUUUGACUAUGUUUUAAACUUAUGAAUUGGCUAUAAUAUUUGCUUGCUAUCAACAA